Cuculus canorus (common cuckoo) is the source of this 1676-nucleotide messenger RNA. It is a transcript of the gene C1H12orf75, whose product is annotated as chromosome 1 C12orf75 homolog. The coding region runs from base 64 to 252 and encodes 62 amino acids. The record is from RefSeq and is a predicted model, not a curated record. NCBI's taxonomy places the organism in Eukaryota, Metazoa, Chordata, Aves, Cuculiformes, Cuculidae. The transcript has 6 exons.
GCCCCGCCCGCCGCCGGCUGCCUCCCGUCGCCGCAGCGCAGCGCAGCGGGCAGGGCAGCGCCCAUGGGCUGCGGCAACUCCACGGCCAGCGGAGCGGGAGGGAGAGGUGCCACAGGAACUACUAAAGAUGUAGCAGAAGAAUCCGUAUCAGAUGAGGACAAAAGGAGGAACUAUGGUGGUGUGUAUGUUGGCCUGCCGUCGGAUGCGGCUGCCAUGGUUUCCAGUCAGACGAAACCUGCACCGAAAGAUUAGAAGGAAAUAAACACAUCAGGAUCCAAACAGCUGGAGUCUUCUACUAAGACAGAUUGCCAGUGCUUUAAAGAGAGUGCUUUGUGCUGAAGAUUUUUAUAUUUAUGUAGCCUUCCGGAGAGCAAGAGAGAUCAGAACACCAAAAAUUCUAAACUGUUGCAAGUUCCAACUACGGGUAAAGCCUAAACUACAGUGUUGAAACCAGUUUCCUGUGAUGGUUGCAUUGUGGAAACCUGCUGUUCUCCAGUGAAAAAUGGAAUUAAUGAACUCAUGGUGGAUAUUUCUGCACAAGAGCUAACUUUGAUGAUCUGCAACUUAUUUCUCUGUGGCCAUACUGCAGAUUUCAUCAGCUGCGCUUCAUAUAUUUUCUCCAACAAUUUUUGAUAGAUUUUAUAUAGAAAACCAUUACUACUGUCCACUUAAUAGUUCCUAUGGUAGGUUCCUAUAAAUUAAUUGUUAAUUUACUUCAGAAUAAUAUAUUUGACAGUUUUGGAUCUUUUUGGUAAUAUUGCAAAUUUUAAUAUUUUUGCUGUGAAAACUUAAGAAUAAGAUGAAAUAACCAUAAGAUCAUUGGGUUCUUUAUAAUUAAUACUGUCACUUUUAUACAGUGAGACAAAUAUUAGUGUUUAAUUUUCACCUUUUAAGAAUAUAUCGCUCAAUGAAAUGUAUUUAAAUGAGAACAAUGUACUUCAUUGUAGUAUUUACAUAUCUGUUUUUAUUUUCUUCAGCUUUAUCUCUACUAUAAAGCAUUACAUGGAAAAAAAUACUAGUGAACGAAACUACUAUGUUAUGUCUUCCAUUCGGUGUAAUAUUAUGACAUUUCCUCACCUAAGGACAAAGUGUUAAUAUUUUCAAAGAUAGUGGGACUAAACUCCAGUGCUGCAUCCUCUUGAACUGAAGAGGAUUUUUGCUCACUAUUAGAGUUUUGUGUCCCUGACUCAUCUCUAAGCAUCUCCAGUAUGGCAAAUUGUAAAAGAAUAAGAGCUGUUAUUAUUACUUUAGCAAAUUGUUGUAUUAAAUAGCAGAUAGGGGGAUUUAAAUUUAAGUUUAUAGCAACUGUAGUUUUACCACAGAACAUAAAACAGAUUGUAUACUUCCAUAUGGCUGAAGAAGUACUUAAAUUAUUAAAGACUUCUGCAUAAUUCUUCAAACUUUUUUUUAAUAGGGCACAAUAUGCCAUAUUCUUUAAACAAACAAAUAAACAAAAAAAACCCCAACCCACACCACAUGAAUGUGUUACUGUAGAUUAUUGACCACUUCUAAAAUUAAAGGAAAAAAAUCAAAACAAUAAAUUCAGAUAUGAAGAAGUGAAAUGCUGUGAACCCUGAAAUUACUGCCCAUUUCACCAAUAACUAUUAAGACCAAUGAACAACUAUUGACUGUGAUUUCCACUGAUUUGCAGCUCUGGCUUUAAACUAAGUUUUGUU